This is a messenger RNA of Erinaceus europaeus (western European hedgehog), 2336 nucleotides long. It is a transcript of the gene TSKU, whose product is annotated as tsukushi, small leucine rich proteoglycan. The transcript has 2 exons. The coding region runs from base 130 to 1197 and encodes 355 amino acids. Gene Ontology annotation, molecular function: protein binding. Gene Ontology annotation, cellular component: extracellular matrix. Lineage: Eukaryota; Metazoa; Chordata; Mammalia; Eulipotyphla; Erinaceidae. The record is from RefSeq and is a predicted model, not a curated record.
CGGGGCCAGGCUGGGCUUGGGGCGGGGCCGGGCAGAGCCGCGCGGUGAAAAGUGGCUGGAGGCGGCUUGGCGGCCGCGCAGCGGGUGUGAGCGUGCGAGGCGGCUGUGGCUCUGCUUCCAGCACCCACCAUGCUGUGGCCCCUGCUGCUGUCCUCGCUGCUGUGGCCAGCUGUGAGUGGGGCCCAGGCAGCUCGCCCCUGCUUCCCCGGCUGCCAGUGUGAGGUGGAGACCUUCGGCCUUUUUGACAGCUUCAGUCUGACCCAAGUGGACUGCAGCGGCCUGGGCCCCCACAUCGUGCCCGUUCCCAUCCCACUGGACACGGCCCACCUGGACCUGUCCUCCAACCAACUGGAGAUGGUUAAUGAGUCGGUGCUGGCCGGCCCGGGCUACACCACGCUGGCUGGCCUGGACCUCAGCCACAACCUGCUCACCCACCUCUCGCCUACAGCCUUCUCCCGCCUGCGCUAUCUGGAGUCACUGGACCUCAGCCACAAUGGCCUGGCGGCCCUACCUGCCCACAGUUUUGCCAGCUCCCCACUGAGCACAGUGAACCUCAGCCACAACCAGCUGCAUGAGGUCUCACUAUCAGCUUUUGGCCCAGGUGGCCAGGGCCGGGCACUGCACAUCGACCUCUCACACAAUUUCCUGCACAGCCUGCAACAGUCCCCUGGUCAGCACCCCAACCCUGCCAUCCAGAGCCUGAACCUGGCCUGGAACCAGCUCCAUGCUGUGCCUAACCUCCAGGGCCUGCCUCUGCGUUACCUGAGCCUGGAUGGGAACCCACUGACAGCUGUAGGUCCUGGAGACUUCUUGGGGCUGGCAGGCCUCACUCACCUGUCUCUCGCCAGCCUACAGGGGUGUCCCCGGCUGCUACCCCGAGGCUUCCUUGAGCUGCAGGGCCUGCAGGUCCUGGACCUAUCGGGCAACCCCAGGCUGCAGUGGGCCGGGCCCGAGGUGUUCUCAGGCCUAGACUCCCUACAAGAGCUGGACCUCUCAGGCACAGACUUGGUGCCCCUGCCUGAGACACUGCUGCCCCAGCUCCCUGCACUUCAGAGCAUCAGCCUGGGCCAGGGGGUACAGUGCCGCCGGCUGGUACGUGGGGGUACCUAUCCCCAGCAGCCUGGCACUCACUCCCAGGCAUCCCUGCACUGCCUCAUGACCCAGAAGUCUGCUGCCAGACGCCCCAACACCUUGUGACCCCUUGGACCACAUAACACUCUGCUGCCCUAGGUUUUUCUGGACGUUGGUCAUUUCAGUGAGCCAGUGCCCAUCAGGGGUUCUAAAAGCCCAUACCCAGAAACAGAGUCUGGCCCCUUUGUCUAUGUUGCCCCUAGACCACAAACCAAAAGGGAUCUCUGAAGACAAACCAGACAGCAGUCCUCUGCUUGUCUGUUCCCACUGGUCCCCAAAGUGCCUUCCCUAUAUGACAUCAAGUUCUUUUCAUCACACAGCCCUCUCACUGCUUCUCUGGACAUGAGAAACCCACUUCUCUCCCCCUAGACCCUGAGUAGAGGGACUGGAAACAAGCAAAAUCAAAGCCCACAGCACCAAGUAACAACUGGGGAAACAGGCCCAGAAGAGUUCCAGUACUGCUCCGAGCAGGCACAGAAGUGAAGGCAGGGCUAGGCUCCAUGCCCAUCCUCCAUCUGGGGCCCUUGACAUUCCUCUGCCCUUUCUACACCAUGUCCUUAUUUUCUGGGCCUCUUCAUGCUGUUGGGAACCACACCCGACUGCCAUUCCCGAAAUCGGCCAUGGUAGGGUAGGCCAGGGCACUCUGGACCAGGGACUAGGAGGGUGGGGGGCAUGUGGCUAAGCACACUUGUCUAUGGAAACUUCAGGCAUGCAGAUGCAGCCCUGCUAUUUCCCAGUUUGAGUGUCCCUACCCCCAGCCACCAGCCUGGAAAAACACCCAUCCACCCCUGAAGCAGUGCCCCAGCAAAGUGCUCCCCAAUGAGUGAUCUUGUGGCCCUGGUGCAGCCCCUUAGCAGGUAAAGGAGCCCCACCCAGCCCUACUCUCCAUCCAUGGGCUCUCUUCUUAGUCUUGACCAUUUUCUAACAGCUGUUGCAUUUUGAACAGACCUUCUCUUCAACCAGCCCUCACGCCCCCUGCUGGCAGGGGUUGGAAAUGUGUCAUUUGUAAAAUAAUAAUAAUAAUCUGCUCACUUUUGUGUUCUUAUGUUCUGAGGGUGGAAGUGGAGGCAGCCUUCAGCAGCCAUGUGAGCAUCUGGGGGACCCCAAGACACUCCCUACCCACAGGACAGAGAAAGUCCUGUCCUCUCCCACUGGCUGCUCCCAGCACCUCACAGCCCUUGACUUAAUAAACACUGUCGAGAGUA